Messenger RNA from Salvia miltiorrhiza (redroot sage), 1226 nucleotides. RefSeq names its product B2 protein. NCBI's taxonomy places the organism in Eukaryota, Viridiplantae, Streptophyta, Magnoliopsida, Lamiales, Lamiaceae. The record is from RefSeq and is a predicted model, not a curated record. Gene Ontology annotation, biological process: response to endoplasmic reticulum stress.
AUGGAGCAUAGCUUUUGGCAGCUGGGCGACGAGCUGCGAGGACAGUCUAAAGUCUCCAAGGAUCAAUAAUGGUUGGUGGCGGCUUCAAGAUUGGCCGAGCAGACAAGGUCAAAGCCUAAGCGAAGGAUCAAUCUAGAUCUCUCGAAGACUGCUACUGAAUUCAGGCCCAGGGGUACUUCUGGUUUUCAGGAAGAUAACAAGUUUGAGAGUUUCAAUUUCAACAUGUUAAACAUGGAGCCAAGGCUGAACGAGAACGUGACCAAAACUUCCUUUAGCAAUGACAUCUACAAUAUGAAUGCUGUUUAUCAAAAUCCCAACAUCAGCUCUAUGGGGAACAUCUCUGGAAGCAAAUAUAACAAUAUCAACCCCAUGAAGGAGUCUAACAACGGCCACAUCAACAACCAUAAUACCAAGGACGAUGCCAUUAAUUCCAAUGGUGCAGCUGACAAAAGGUUUAAGAUAUUGCUUGCUGCCGAGACGCUCCCUAGGAAUGAAGUGCUCGGUGGAUAUAUCUUUGUCUGCAAUAACGAUACAAUGUAGGAGGAUCUGAAGCGACAACUGUUUGGUUUGCCUCCCAGGUAUAGGGAUUCUGUGAGGGCAAUAACACCUGGUUUACCUUUAUUUCUCUACAACUACACCACUCACCAGUUGCACGGUAUCUUUGAGGCAACGGCGUUUGGAGGUUCCAACAUAGAUCCUACUGCUUGGGAAGAUAAAAAGUGCAGAGGUCAAUCAAGGUUCCCUGCUCAGGUGAGAGUUCGUGCUAAGAAACCCUGCAACCCUCUGGAUGAAGAUGCUUUCAGGCCCGUCUUGCAUCACUAUGACGGCCCUAAGUUUUGCCUGGAGCUCUCUGUAACUGAGACCUUGGACUUGCUAGAUCUCUGCGAACAAGCUGGCGCAUAAAAUGCAGUUGCUUACAUGAUUCAGACCAGCAUAAAUAAAUUGUAGUAAUGUGUGUAGAUGCCGUGGUUUGUGUUAUGCAUUGCGUGCGUGAGCGCAAGCUUGAGGAGGCGAAUCUAGUCAAGUCGAGUAUUGUCGAGAGUAGAAUCGGCUUUGUCUGUGGCCAAAUAAAUGUAGUGUUUGUUUUGUGAAGAUGCAAGUAGAUUCAGUAUCACUUGCCCUUGUAAUAUUUACAGAGGUCUAUAUGUAAGAAGAAAGGAGGUUGCACUAAUGGCCGCCUAUAUAUAUUUUAGAAUAUGAUAAAUGUGUUCCUAUCUCGUGCUAAA